This is a messenger RNA of Patiria miniata (bat star), 3399 nucleotides long. Its product is annotated as serine/threonine-protein kinase Nek8-like. Gene Ontology annotation, biological process: protein phosphorylation. The record is from RefSeq and is a predicted model, not a curated record. Bases 83 to 2206 code for a protein of 707 amino acids. Lineage: Eukaryota; Metazoa; Echinodermata; Asteroidea; Valvatida; Asterinidae. The transcript has 15 exons. Gene Ontology annotation, molecular function: protein kinase activity; ATP binding.
UUGUGGCCGGGCAUAUCGGGGGCAAUGAAAGUUUGUCGGGACCAAAUCGAAACAACUUUACUGAAGUGGCACAAAUAAUGCGAUGGACAAGUAUGAGAAAAUACGUGUGGUUGGCAGAGGAGCUUAUGGGACCGUGUAUCUCUGUCGUCGUCUUAGCGACCAGAAGCUUGUCAUCAUCAAGCAGAUCCCCGUGGAGCAGAUGACGGGAGAAGAACGCCAGGUAGCCGUCAAUGAAUCCAAGGUGCUCGCUAUGCUGGAUCAUCCUAACAUCAUCAAGUAUUACGAAAACUUCCUGGAGGACAAGGCCUUAAGCAUAGUCAUGGAAUAUGCUGAAGGUGGAACGCUAUUUGAUUAUCUUCAGCACAGAGGCAACGCUCUACUAGAAGAAGGGGAAGUCCUCCGUCUAUUCUGCCAGCUGCUCCUGUCCCUCCAACAUGUCCACUCCAAGCAGAUCCUUCAUCGCGACCUCAAGACCCAGAACAUCUUGCUCAACAAACGACGCGACGUUGUCAAGAUAGCAGACUUUGGUAUCUCCAAGAUUCUCAGUAGUAAGAGCAAAGCCUUCACCGUGGUUGGCACACCGUGCUACAUCUCUCCUGAGCUGUGUGAGGGCAAACCCUACAAUCAGAAAAGUGACAUUUGGGCCGUUGGAUGUGUUUUAUAUGAACUGCUCACUUUGAAGAGAGCCUUUGAAGCAGACAAUCUGCCAGCCUUGGUGAUGAAGAUAAUGCGUGGCUCCAUAGCUCCAAUCUCAGACCGCUACACCGACUACUUGAAACGUCUCUUACUCCAAAUGCUUCACUUGGAUCCUGACAAGAGACCCUCCAUAAACAAAGUGAUAGCGGAGCCGAUAAUCAUCAAAACACUGGCCAAUGUCUACAUGGAGAUAGGACGCGUCAAGUGCCCUCUCAAGAUCCCCAAACCAUUUGUAGUGACAAACUCAGCCAACUCCAAGGUACAAUCCUCAAAUCGGAAGGACAGCACUAAAUCUCUGUCUCGGAAAAGCUCCAACUUGGUUCUGAACAGCAGCAGCUCCAGCUUGCCUAAGCUCCGCCCACUCUCAACUGUCUACUGCUGGGGUUAUGGUGUCAAUACCCCCGUCAGACUCCCCCUCCCACACAGUGACAUACAGAUUGCUCAGGUCUCUACCGGUCGCACUCAGAGGGUAGCAGUCACUAAGAAUGGAAGACUUAUCAUCUGGGAAUCAUCCUCUGUAGGCUCGGACUCUACCAUGCUACCAGGAGCUGUGGACCAGCAGUACCCCAGCUUCAUCCCCCGCUAUCUAGAAGGCCAAUCAGCAGUCACUAUCCAACAUGUGUCUUGUGGAGACAUGUUCACAGCUUGCUUAACAGACCGAGGUAUAUUGAUGACCUACGGCAGUGGAGCCCAUGGUAGCUUGGGUCAUGGUGACUAUCACGACGUCUCCCAAGCUAAGAUUGUUGAAGAGUUGCUAGGUUACGAGGUCGUCAUGGUAUCCUGCGGUGCAUCGCAUGUGGUGGCUGUCACCAAUGAUAAUGAAUUGUUCUCGUGGGGCAGAGGAGACAAUGGACGGCUGGGAUUAGACAGUCAGGAAUCCUUUGCGUCACCACAGAGUGUCCUCCUCCCUGUACAGUCUCACAUUGCCUCUGUACAUUGUGGCUUGGAUUGCUCUCUACUGCUGACUACUGAUAAGAAAGUCCUAGCUUGUGGAAGCAACAGAUAUAACAAGCUAGGCCUAGAUGAUGUCGGUCCUAACAAGAAGACGAACGGUAAAGUAGAUGAGAUGCACACCUACAGUCCAGUGGUUUCAUCCCCUAUUCAUCAGCUGUCAAUCCAUAGUGUUGCCAUAGGAACAGCUCAUGCUGCCUUAGUUACAGAUGAUAAUGUGUGCUUCACGCUGGGUUCCAACCAGUUUGGUCAGCUCGGUUGCGAAACUGAAACUAACACCCCAAGAAUCCCUUGCCGCCCAACAUUCCAAGAUGAUGUGCAGAUAACGGCGGUAGCGUGUGGGGAUAUGUUCACUGUUGCUUUAGGAUCAGAUGGCCAGGUGUUUUCCUGGGGCAAGAGUUCAAGAGGUCGACUGGGCCGACAGGAGGACCACUCUGGAAUCCCACAGAAAGUGGAGCUUAAUGAGGAAGAACCCUUCACAAUAACAUCCAUCUCCUGUAACCAUGGCAACACACUGCUGGCCACCAAACCAUGUGUUAAUCAAGCAGAUUCUCCUUGAUCCUGUGCAUGGAAGACAGAAACUUGAAGAGUGUUUUCAUCUCUAUUACUCUUGGUACAAACAAAAUUCCCUUUUUUUUGUCGACACUCCUUAAAUAAAAGAUACCAUUGGCUCAACCAGACAGAACUUCAAAGACUGUACAGGGGUUUCAGUCUCUCAUGUCCCUCACAUUUAGCCAUUAUUCAACAUUUAGGCAAGAAGUGCACUUGGCCCAUGGGUUUGUGUGCAUUCCUGUGGGAACGGAGUGUGCGGAACCAUUUUAAAUUGAUCCACUCUUGGUUCUUGUUGUACAGUCAAAUGAAUAAUGACUCGUAAAGUAAAAAAAGUGUUGAACAAACUCAAGGCUCUUUCAAAGUAACUAAGAAACAAGUUCAAACUGUAAAAAGUGAUCAGAUACCUUCGUUAAUUACACUAAAAGGGGUGUAGUCCGGAACACACAGGGAACUUAUUUGGGCCCACCCACUGUCAGGUUUUUAUAAUCAGUUGGUAAAGGUACUUAUAGGUGAGAUGAUAUUAUUUUUAGCAUAGGGUACUUUUCAUCCAAUAAUUAUUGAUGAAGACUAAAAUUUGUAGUUUCGUGCAAAUGUCCAUGAAUUAUUUUACAACUGCAUUUUUCACUUGAAUGAGAAUUUUAUGUCAUGGGAACCAUUAUAAGUACUUAAAUGUAUGUGGGAUAAUUUUAUCAAACUUUUAAGUUGGGUGCAUAACAACUAAGUUGUUGAACUUUUUGGGGGUCUCAUAACUGGAUACCUUUGCUAACGUAUGUAACACAAGUAAAAAGUGCACUCAUGGGCACCCAAUUUUGAAUGUUAUUUUCUUCCGAAUGAUGCCAUUUCAGGUGGAAUAAUUUUACAGGGUAUUGUCACCAGUACCAUCUUCACUUUGAGCAAGGUUUUUGUCAUUUAAUUGGUAGCUUUUGUUCCAGGUAAAUGAAGAUGUUCCUAUAUAGGGCGCUAAGCAGGAAGAUAUUUCAGGAACUUGAGCACACUAGAUAUUUUGUGACUUUAAUGAUUUUCACCUAAUUCAGAUUGAGAUGUAUUUCUUUUAAAUACAUGUAAUAUAUAUAUUUUAUGUAAAUAUGUAAAUGUAUUUAUAGUUUUUUAAUAAUCGAGUUGACCAAGUUAUUUAUUGCAAUAACUGUACAGUUCAUUUUUGUAUGCUUUUGUAUUAAAAUGUUCUUUUAAGAUAGCCUU